AUGUGGCACCAUGCAUUACAAUGCUUCGCGCCGCUGACAUGUGACUGCACUGCUACGGCCAGCUCAUACCGAACUAACAAAUUGGCUGAUGAAACUGCAGUGUUUGGCCUCAUUAACAAUGCUGACGAGGCGGUGUACAGAGAGGACAGUGGUUCAGGUAUCAACGUGGAUAAGGCCAAGGCGUGGAGAGCGUUACGAGCAGCAAAAGUCCAGUGGAGUGCUGUCUUGAUGAUGGAGUUGGCUUCUCUUCUCAUCUUGGUCUCAGCGGCCCGGUCCAUCUGCCACCCGACCAACAGCACCAUCUCCGCGGAGAAGGACAACUGCCCCUUCUGUGUCGUCCUGACCACCACCGUGUGCAGUGGCUAUUGCCUGACCAAGGAGUCAGUGUACAAGAGCCCGCUCCUGUCGGUGUACCAGCAUGUGUGCACUUACAAGGAGUUGCGGUACGAGACCAUCAAAUUACCGGGCUGCCCCGAGGGCGUGGACUCCAGCUACACCUACCCCGUGGCGGUCAGCUGCGAAUGUAACCUCUGCAGAAUGGAUUACACCGACUGUACCCGGCAGAGCAUCAAGCCCGACUUCUGCAGUGCCAGGAGGCUGCCGCUGUGA
Messenger RNA from Mobula hypostoma (lesser devil ray), 609 nucleotides. Its product is annotated as gonadotropin subunit beta-like. Bases 1 to 609 code for a protein of 202 amino acids. Gene Ontology annotation, molecular function: hormone activity. The record is from RefSeq and is a predicted model, not a curated record. The transcript has 5 exons. NCBI's taxonomy places the organism in Eukaryota, Metazoa, Chordata, Chondrichthyes, Myliobatiformes, Myliobatidae. Gene Ontology annotation, cellular component: cytoplasm; extracellular region. Gene Ontology annotation, biological process: G protein-coupled receptor signaling pathway.